GCCGUCUGUCCUCAAUUCGAGCGAGUCGGAGCGACGAAUCUUUCUAAUCGUUAUGGAGUCACGGAAACGAACGCAUGCCGAAGAUGCAGACCCUGUAGUGACGAAGAAACGCGCGGUGUCGAAUGGCUACGGAUCGCCGACCCGCGUGAAUGGCGUGGCCACAGAGGUGGAUGAACCCAAGGAGAACGAUGAACUCGAGUCAUUCCGCAAAGAGGCCAUCUUUCGGCGGAUGAAGCACUAUUCUCGUGAACAUGAGAGGAGCCAACAUCGGAUAGAGGAACUUGAACGACGGCGGAAUGCAUGUGAAGCAGGGUUAUCUGCCAUCCAAGCCUGCUGGACGCAGUUAAUUGACACGAUACGACUACUGGUCAAACCCGAGGCAUUAUCCUCAGCCAGUGUCGACACGACAGGCCUCUUCGACAUGUCGACACAUGUGGACUCUGAAUCAUCGCCUGAAUUGGAGAAGGCCCUCCAGGAGCAGAUGAAUGCCACACGGGAGCUGGUAGCUUCAUUUGUUCAGAUGGGGUCGCAGACACGAGCGGCUUUGUCUGCGGAUGAUAUGUACAUAACCUGUCAAAAGGCUCGUACCGAGUGUACCGCUCUUCGCUCUGAGGUACAAGUAAUGCGGGCCAGGCUCGAGGAUGCAGAAUCGGAGAAAGAGAAUUAUCACUCGCGCCUGGUAGCCGCAGAGAACCGUUUGGAGAGAUUGUCUAGUCGCACUAUUCCCCAGUCCGACUCCCGCUCUAGUGCCCCGCCAGAGAAGCAUACACCGAAGGAGGAACCGGUUGCAAAUGCGCCUUCACCUACGAAGGUGAAAGUGGAGGACGUACAGAUGAAGGAUGAGAGCGAUGGACAACCACCAACUGCACAGCACGGAGAAGCCAGUUCUCCGACUGAGGACACCAUGCCAAAUGGUACUGGGCGGCCGAGUGCUGAGGAGAUGGACGACUGGCGAGAGAUUGCUGCGAUGAGGGAGAAAGAGAUUCGUCGGCUAGAGGAAGAGAUAACCGCGCUCCGGGAAGAGCAGCUCGCCCUCGCCGUGGAUCAAAAAGUGCCCUCAGACGAGACACUUCAGAAGAUGCCGUUGUGGAAAGCGGUGUAUCAGGAGUUCAGUCACGCGACCUGGCAAAGGUCGGAUCUUGAGGAGCAACUCAAGAAAGCCCAGGAGGAGGUCAGUGAACUUAGGGUGAAGCUUGCAGAAGAGGCGGAGAAGGGAAAUGCUCAGGUUGCGAAAAUCCAGCAAGAGUACUCGAACGUGAUAGCCAAGCGCGACGCGGAUCUCGUCCGCCUGCGAGAGCAGCGGGAUCAGCAAGCGGCGGAGCUGUCGGAGCGGAAGCACAAGGAUUCGGAGCGUGUUGCUGCGUUGGAGUCUGAGGUGAAGAGGUUAAGGACGAGGAUGGCGGCGUCGACGGGUGAUGAGGAUCUCGUUGCGUUUUUGUUCAGCGAUGAGUCUGUGCACGGGAAGACGUAUGUCGAUGAGCUUCGGACCCGUCUUGAAGAGGCCGAGACUAAGCUCAGUGCCCUGCAAGAAUCCCUGUCUUCAUUGAACCAAGAACAUCCCGACGUCGCUCAGCAUGUGCAAUCCGAAGCCGAAGCCCGCGAACAGGUAGCGCAGUUAAGCAAGGAGCUGGAAAAGUAUCGUUCCAUAUACGGUGACGCUUCUUCUGGCUCUUCCUCGGAUUCUCCUGGUCAACUUCGGGAGAAGGAGGAGGAGCUUCAAAAACUGAGGUUGCAGUUGAAGCAGCAGACGCAAGCUGAAAGUGCGCUGUACACUGAGGUGGAGAAGUUGUCGGCUGCUUGGGAGGCGCUGGAUAAGCAGGUGAAGAACAAGGUCUUCGAUCUGUCUGCUCUGGAAGAGAAGCUGUCCAGGGCACUCGCAGACAGAGCUAAGAUCGAGAAUAAGUUCUACGCUGCUAUGCGAGAUAAGGAGGCUGUGGAGUUCGAGCGGAAGAGCUUAGUGCGGAAUAUCGAGAAGAAUGGGAAGAGCAUGGAGUCGGUCAUUGCGGCAGAGAAGAAUCUGCUCGCGCAGGUGAAACUACUGGAGGGCGAGCAGGCAGAAUCUAGGAAGAUAGUCCAAAAGUACGGGCCCGAGAUCCAUAGGUUGACGGACCAGCUGAAGGACUACGAGUUGAAAUUGGAGGCCGAAAAGACCAAGGCUGCGCAGUGCAAGACGGAACUCAAGCAGAUAUUGGAUAAACACUACACGCAACAGGCAGAACUGCGGCGCCGUGAGGAGGCGAUUAGGAGGAAGGAGAAGGAGGUGGAGCGGCUGCAAGCUACAGCGCAGAGUAAGCUGCGCAGCUUGUCGAGCCAGGGAGGUGCCAAAGGGAAGGAGCAUGAGCGGGAGGAGGAGCUGCAGGGCGAAGUGGACAAGCUCAUGAGCGUGCUCAAGUGCUCUACUUGCAGACAGAAUAUGCGGAAUGCGGUGAUCACCAAAUGCAUGCAUUCCUUCUGCAAGCAGUGCGUGGAGGCGCGGAUAUCGACUCGGCAACGCAAAUGCCCAGCUUGUAAUCUGCCCUUCGGCCAACAGGACGUGCAACCACUGUACUUCCAGUAAUGCUCUAUCUUGGCGAGUGUACGUAGCUGGUGCUCCUUGCUUUCGUUGCAAUUGUCGCUCCUUUAUCCAGGCAAAGGUGUAUUCAUUAAUGAUUCCAGACGCUGUGCUCACUUAUGUGCCUUAUGUUUAUUUCGUUCCUAUAUCAUCUCCGUCGUGGCUCUCUGUGUUGUCUUGGUUUUAGUUAGAUCGUAUUGUCAUCUAGUGUCAUUGUUAUAUAGUACUCCGCU
Molecule: messenger RNA, 2784 nt
Organism: Gloeophyllum trabeum ATCC 11539
Lineage: Eukaryota; Fungi; Basidiomycota; Agaricomycetes; Gloeophyllales; Gloeophyllaceae
Exons: 15
Coding region: 53-2557 (834 amino acids)
Cellular component (GO): nucleus; HULC complex
Molecular function (GO): metal ion binding; ubiquitin protein ligase activity
Source: RefSeq, a predicted model, not a curated record